Molecule: messenger RNA, 2076 nt
Organism: Penicillium cosmopolitanum
Lineage: Eukaryota; Fungi; Ascomycota; Eurotiomycetes; Eurotiales; Aspergillaceae
Product: glycoside hydrolase family 47 protein
Exons: 3
Coding region: 1-2076 (691 amino acids)
Biological process (GO): carbohydrate metabolic process; N-glycan processing
Cellular component (GO): endoplasmic reticulum; membrane
Molecular function (GO): mannosyl-oligosaccharide 1,2-alpha-mannosidase activity; calcium ion binding
Source: RefSeq, a predicted model, not a curated record
AUGUCGUUCCAGGCACCUUACCCUCCCUCCUCUCUCAGCCCCUCGCCACAAAACCCCGGCCGUCUCUCCCCUGCCGGUUACAAUUCCAGGAGUGGUCUAGCUGGCCUCGGCCUUUCCUCGACUACGGCAGGACUCCCCAACAAACUGGGAACUUUCUUUGAGCAAGAUCGCCCUCUCCCCAUGUACAAAGAUAAGCCGCAUUUCGCCCCGCGGCGAACGGCUCCGAGGAAGAAGUGGAGACCGUUGUUAGCUCUGCUGGGGCUGUCUAUAAUCGCCUACUUCUUUUAUAAUCAGCCCAAUAUUCCGAGAUGGCAGAGGUCGGGUGGAUAUGAUAAAGGCGCCGCGCUGUGGAAUUGGAUGCAGACGCUUGACGAUUCAUCUGCGUCCGAGAAACAUGUUGACUGGAAUGCGCGCCGGGAAAAGGUACGCGAGGCGUUCCAGGUUAGUUGGGAAGGCUAUGAGAAAGAAGCAUGGGGCUUCGACCAAUACAACCCCGUGUCGGGCAGGAACAAAAACAUGAUCGAGGGUGGUAUGGGCUGGAUUAUUGUCGAUUCCUUGGACACUAUGAUCAUCAUGAAUCUCACUUCUGAAGUUCGACAUGCGCGGCAAUGGAUCUCUACUUCGCUGCAGUAUAAUCAAGACCACGAUGUCAGUACCUUUGAGACAACUAUUCGCAUGCUUGGAGGACUAUUGUCAGCACAUUACCUCUCAACGCAAUACCCAAAUCUUGCGCCAAUCAAGGAAGAUGAUGUCGGUGCUUCUGGGGAGGAUUUGUACAUUGAGAAAGCAACGGAUCUAGCAGACCGACUCAUGGGAGCAUUCGAGACACACUCGGGAAUCCCGUAUGCGAGUGUGAACCUGAAUACAUCCCAGGGUAUCAAAUCGCAUAGUGAUGGCGGUGCAUCUUCCACUGCGGAGGCAACAUCUGUACAGCUUGAGUUCAAGUAUAUGGCCAAACUCACUGGCGAAGCCGAGUAUUGGAAGGCUGCAGAGCGAGUAAUGGAGGUUGUUGACCAACAAGAGGCUCAGGAUGGCCUUGUUCCCAUCUAUAUCCAUCCCGACAAUGGUGAAUUUAAGGGGAACAACAUUCGCCUCGGCAGUCGCGGUGACUCUUAUUAUGAAUACCUCAUCAAACAAUAUCUCCAAACCUCGCAGGAGGAGCCCGUGUACAAAGAAAUGUGGGAUGAAUCUUUGCGAGGCAUUCGCAAGCAUCUGAUCGCCUUCUCUAAAGAUGCAAACUUGAUGGUACUUGGUGAACGGCCAGCAGGUCUGAAGAAGAGUCUCUCCCCUAAGAUGGACCACCUUGUCUGUUUUAUGCCGGGAACCAUUGCUCUUGGCGCUACUAGUGGUUUACCCCUGUCCGUGGCAAGAAAAUCCGCUAGCUGGAACCAACAGCGAGAGGAAGAAAUCUUCAUUUCGCGCGAGCUAAUGAAGUCCUGCUGGGCAACUUAUUUGAACACAAAGACCGGGCUAGCCCCGGAAAUUACCCACUUCGUCCUAGGCGAUGAGCCAGUCAUGAUGGAAGACAAAUACCCAGAACCAUCCAAGUCGGGAUCGACAUUCGAGAUGACCAGUAUCUCUCAACCGCUGGGUUCUUUGCCGGAUGGCUCAGAGCCCUGGCGCAAGGAUGUCACUGUCAAGAGCAAUGACCGUCAUAACCUCCAACGACCCGAAACAAUCGAAUCCCUAUUCUACAUGUAUCGUAUCACCGGAGACGACAUGUACCGUGAAUGGGGCUGGGAAAUGUUCAAAUCUUUCAUCAAAUACACCUCCGUACUGGAAGAGAAACCCCCAGCAAUCGCCGUUCCCGGAAGCGCUGGCACUACAUGGCGCAUUAAGGGAUUUACCUCUCUUUCCAAUGCGGAUAUUAUCCCCCCGACUACUCGUGAUAAUAUGGAGAGUUUCUGGAUGGCCGAGACCCUCAAGUAUUUCUAUCUUUUGUUCUCAGAUCGCGAUUUCAUCUCUCUUGAGGAGCACGUCUUUAACACUGAGGCGCAUCCGUUCCCACGUUUCAAGCCCAGUGGUGAUCUAAAGACCGGGUGGCAGAGAAAGACUUCUCGCAAGGCUGAGAACUAG